AUGCCAUUCAUUAUAGUGACAACUGUAUCAACAUCUGUUGAUACAAGCUCACCAAGUUCUUCGUCUGAUGGAAUUUUACGCUUGACAAUAAAGAAUUUUAAAUCAAUGACUGAUACCGUGCGUGGAGAGAGUAAAGAAAUUCAGUCAAUUCCGUGGCGGAUAAUGGUGAUGCCAAGGCAACAUGUUGUACAGAAAAAGGGGACUCAGAAAUGUUUAGGAUUUUUUCUUCAGUGUUGUCCGAAUGCAUAUUCCGACUCUUGGUCUUGCCAAGCUGCUGCGGAAUUGCGAUUGAUUUCGCAGAAAGCGAGUGUGCCGCAUUUUACAAGAAAGACGAAUCAUGUCUAUACUGCCAAAGAGAACGAUUGGGGAUAUUCUUGUUUUAUGACUUGGGCGGAUAUUCAAGAUGAAGAGCAAGGAUAUAUUAAGGAUGAUACAGUUAUUUUAGAAGUUUCAGUUAAAGCGGAACCAGCCAAAAAUGUUUUGACCCAAGAGCAAUUUCGGAAAAAAAUCCAGGAUUAUAAGCGGUUAGCCGAUAUACAGAGUAGUCGAGGUUAUCUUGAUAAGGCUAUUGAAUGCAAUGCAAGUGCACUUAAAUUCUGUCGAGAUCGAGAUAAGGCUUGUAGGGAAGAGCUGGAAAUUCAGAAACAGCAACUUAUUGAUCUGAAAUUGAAGCAGAGCAUUGAGCGAAUUGAAAAAGGUAGAUUAAUUUACAAUUUGUUGUUUCAAAUUACUGCAGCUUUCCAGUGUUAUUUUUUUAUUUCGAUUCUUUUAUAUAUUUUAGAAAUAAAAAAUUAUAGGCUGCAAACACCACCGCCACCUGCAAAACCAACUGUUGAGAAGAGAAAUUUUAUCGAAAAGAUUGGGACAGAAACACAUUUAGACGAUUUAAAAAUUGAGAAGGAAAUACCCAUGCCUGGUAUUACUGCGGCUACUUGCAAAGAUGUUUGCAAAAAUCCUAAAGGACAGCGCAAAUCAGGUUCUUUAAAUUUUCAAAAACAAUUAAAUCAAGACAAUUUCGAUUUUUCUAAAAUAAUUUUUAUUGUGGUCGUGACGCUAUUAGAUAUGGAUUAA
This is a messenger RNA of Dracunculus medinensis (Guinea worm), 1071 nucleotides long. NCBI's taxonomy places the organism in Eukaryota, Metazoa, Nematoda, Chromadorea, Rhabditida, Dracunculidae. The record is from the annotation of a GenBank genome assembly.